Lachancea thermotolerans CBS 6340 is the source of this 1764-nucleotide messenger RNA. RefSeq names its product KLTH0A06908p. The record is from RefSeq and is a predicted model, not a curated record. The transcript has a single exon. NCBI's taxonomy places the organism in Eukaryota, Fungi, Ascomycota, Saccharomycetes, Saccharomycetales, Saccharomycetaceae. Gene Ontology annotation, cellular component: membrane. The coding region runs from base 1 to 1764 and encodes 587 amino acids.
AUGUUUUGGUUGAUAUUGCUUGUUGCAGCCGGUCUCACUGCAGUAUGCUCCUUUCUCUCCGUGAACCGCUACUUGUCUUUCAAGCUGCAUAAAAACACGCUUCCCUUUACGUUGGCGACUCUUCUGGUCAACAUGUGGAUCCUACUCGCAAUCACAUACCUUCUGCCACUUGAUGUGUUUUACGCUGCCAGAGCAUCUCGAGACGAUUCCAACGCCGGGCUCAACGGAACUGCUGUGGCACAACCAACGCCGCACCUGUUAGCUCGAGGGCUGAAAUCCGUGAGAGAGCUAGAGGGGGACACCUCGGAAGGCAACGAAAGCUACGCUCCUGACUUUUCUGCUUUGUGGUACGGAAUAUACUGGCUAGAGUUUUUUAUCUGCUGGUUUGUCCUUCCUGUGUUGAUAUCAUAUUUGGACCUAAAAUACCUCUUUCCAACACAGCUGUACGUUUCACAGCGGAAGACAAUUUUUCAACGUGUCAAGAAGGCGGUUACGGUCAACAUUAAAUUUUAUGCUCUCUGCGCGCUGGGUCUGCUGGGGGGUGUUCUGUACCUGGUGUUUGGUACAAAUAGAGGAAUUGUGGAUCUUAAGCCUCUCAUUAUUUCUUUCUCGCAUCUGUACUCACUGUCCUACACCUUAAUUCUACUCUCUAUGGGGCUCAUCCUUCUUCCUAAGGCACUGCUCACCAACAGGACUGAUGAAAAUAAGUUGUUUGUUGAUCUGAGCAAAAGUAAUGAUGAGUCUAACGACGCUAAAAUGGCAAUGACAGACUACGCAGGGAAAAUACUGUCAAUUCGCGAAGUCAAUAACGGUGAUGUCGCUCUGGCUCAGGCAAUCAAUGAGUGCAAACUUGAAGUGCAGUCCUUAGUAAAUGAGACCCAAAUAAGCCUUCCUCAUCUUCCUAACGGCGACCAGCACAUCAACCUGGAUAAAAUCAACAAGUACUACAACGGUUUCAAGAAAGAAUACUAUAACUACUUGUAUUACCAAGCCAAAUCUGAUCGCGUUAUUCAUGAUCUUGCACAAUCUCAGGUCAAAACCAUCUCCGCUACAAAAAGCGUGGUGCGAAUGGUCUUUGGUAUUUGUUGUUUGCUACUCUCGAUAUUAGUGGUUUUCCUGGAGUUUACGCCCUCAAAAUUCGCACAUUCUAAACUCUUCCAGGGCACAAGCUGGUUCAACUUUCUGCUUGAAAUUUCGAUCCUCGUCUACAACACGUUUGCUUCCCUUUACGCCAUGACUUGCUUUAAGUGGCAAAAUCUGCACUUGAUCCCUAAUGGACAGAGUAGUCCCAAAAACGCGCUGUACUAUUCCCUAUACUCAAGCAGACUACUACUGCCUCUUUGCUUUAACUUCAUGGCGCUCAUUUCGCAUGACCCUGGUGCACCCGAAUGUAGCUUCGAGAAGGUUUUGUACAAGGACCUGAAACUUAUCCCGCUCGUGGACAUCUUGAACCGGUACUUGCCUGUGUUUUUCAUUAUUGCCGUUCCGGUGGGCUACUUCCUUGAUCUCAAAAAUAGAGUUCUCGUCAGAGUAUUAGGCAAAGAGUACUGCUACGAGCUUUUUGGCAUUCUCACAGAUCCAGCGCCCCAGAGCGAUUCUAGCGCUCAGCCUUCACACGAAGCAUCUCAAGCUAUUGAUAGAUCACGCUUGGAUGAAGACUACGAGUAUUCUCUGCAGGAUGGUAGAUACUUAUUUCAAAGAGCAACUUCUAACUACAAUCUACGUGAAGACAGCGCAGAUAGUGAUAGACGUGCAUACGUUUAA